UGGCUGCUAACCAGUGUGUACUCGGUACCUAUUGCUCAACACUGUGUAAAAUUUAUCGCUGUAAGAUUUUGAUAAAAUUAUAUAUAUUUAAAUCAGAUACAGCGAAGUGGCGUUUUUAAAAUAUACAUAUAAAUUUAAAAUUACAUUAACAUAGUUCACAAAACAGUGGCUUUGUGUUAGUUUGUGUUAAAAUCUUAUGGUGCGGAAGAAAUAACUUUGAAGAUGAAUAACACUUUAAGAACACCGAAAACAACGCCUAUAACGGACGAUUAUGAUAUCUCAAACACGGUCCUCGGCCUCGGAAUUAACGGAAAAGUCGUGGAAUGUCAUGAAAAGAGUACAGGUGUUAAGAGAGCUUUGAAGGUUCUGCAUGACAGCACUAAAGCCAGGAGAGAAGUUGAGCUGCAUUGGCGAGCAAGCGGUUGUAUACACAUAGUGGAGAUAAUAGACGUGUAUGAUAACACGUACGGUGGUAAGAGAUGUCUGCUGGUCGUGAUGGAGUGUAUGGACGGUGGAGAGCUGUUCCAGAGGAUCCAGGACAAUAGAGAAGGAGCCUUCACGGAGAGACAGGCCGCUGAGAUCAUGCAUUCGAUAUGCGUAGCUGUUAGACAUUUGCACGACUCGAACAUAGCUCAUAGGGAUAUAAAACCGGAGAAUCUUCUGUACACCAGCAUGGAACCGAACGCGGUUCUAAAGUUAACCGACUUCGGUUUCGCCAAAGAAACUCUGAACCACGCUGAUACCCUGCAGACACCGUGCUACACUCCAUACUAUGUGGCACCGGAGGUGUUGGGUCCGGAGAAGUAUGAUAAGUCAUGUGAUAUCUGGUCUCUGGGUGUUGUGAUGUACAUCCUGCUCUGCGGUUUCCCACCAUUCUAUUCAAAUCACGGUUUGGCUAUAUCGCCUGGGAUGAAGAAGCGCAUCCGUCUUGGUCAGUAUGAUUUCCCUGAACCGGAGUGGUCCAAUGUGUCGGCUGAAGCUAAAAAUCUCAUUAAGGGCAUGCUGUCUGUGGAUCCCACCAAGAGACUGUCUAUACAGCAGGUGAUGUCCAGCCCCUGGAUACGUCAAUUCACUCAGGUUCCACAGACGCCAUUAUACACACACACACUGCUACGUGAAUCUGGAGACGCCUGGGCGGAUGUCAGAGACGAAAUGACCAGGUCCCUAGCCACCAUGAGGGUAGACUACGAUCAGGUCCAAAUCAAAGCUCUCGAACAGAGCAACAAUUCGCUUUUGAACAAGCGCAGGAACAAAGUGGGCGCUUGAAGCGUAACUUGCGACAUCUAGUGCCAAUGUUGAGUAUCAAAAAACAAGAUCAUCAUUGAUUUACGUAUAUAUGUAAAAUUAAGUAUUUUUUUGCCUUGAAAUAUUCAAAAUUAUAUAUAUAUAUACAUAUAUAUAUAUAUAUUCUGUUCAA
Danaus plexippus (monarch butterfly) is the source of this 1417-nucleotide messenger RNA. RefSeq names its product MAP kinase-activated protein kinase 2 (gene MAPk-Ak2). Gene Ontology annotation, biological process: protein autophosphorylation; peptidyl-serine phosphorylation; intracellular signal transduction. Gene Ontology annotation, cellular component: cytoplasm; nucleus. The record is from RefSeq and is a predicted model, not a curated record. The coding region runs from base 223 to 1266 and encodes 347 amino acids. NCBI's taxonomy places the organism in Eukaryota, Metazoa, Arthropoda, Insecta, Lepidoptera, Nymphalidae. Gene Ontology annotation, molecular function: ATP binding; calmodulin binding; mitogen-activated protein kinase binding. The transcript has 8 exons.